UUUCUAAUCGAAACGUGAGUGUCAAACAAGUGAUUAAUGCUUUGCCUUUAAACAAAGUAACGCCUUCAAAUGCUUUGAGGUGUUGUUUAGUAGGACAACAGAUGAUACAAAAUCCCUGAAGCCUACUGAAACGAAUUACACUUGGUUCAAAGUAUGAAAUACUUGGCAGAUUUAAAAAGGAUGAAAAUUUUGAGAAUGUAAGAUAAAGUUUGAAAAAGAACAGUGGUUUUGAUAUAGAUAUAGAUCAGUGUGUGCAAAAGAUUGAGUUUGUGUUCAAAUUGAAAAGUUAACAUUUAUUUUAUAAAGAAAAUGUGUUUCAAAACAAAAUAUUUCUGCGUAGUAUUAUUAAGUGUUUGUGUUGAAAUAAACAGCAGACAUAUCAACAUAGGUCAAGAGAAGUUGGAUCAGCCGAAUUCCAACCUUAAAACUGCAGUUGAAAACGGUAUAGAAUCGGCUGAAAAAGCAAAAUCUGACGCCAGUAGUGACCAAACGUCAUCUUUGGCAAUAUAUCAAACAGAAGCUGGCAAUGGCAGAAAUCUAACUGAUUUAGAUGCCAAUACAGGGAGUAUACAUUUUUCCAGCCAAACUGAUAAAAACGGCGGGGAACCGUUGCCUCAGAAGAAGACUUCUGCAAUUACGAACAAUGAGAAGUCGAAUGUGCCUAAAACCGACAGCACUUUGGGCGAUGAAAAUAGUUUGACAUUCGAUGCACUGGCUGUGGAACAACCAAUGGCUUUAAAGAUAGUGUCCGAGAGAAGCACCGAGUCAACGCAGCAAUCUCAAGAACCACAGUUAACGACAACCUUAACAUCAUCAUCAACAACAACAACAGCAGCAAUAACAACAACAACAGCAGCAAUAACAACAACAACGCCAACAACAACAACUAUAGCAGCAGCAACAACAACUACGCCAACAACAACAUCUACAACAACAACUACAGAAGCAGCAACAACAACAAUAACGCCAACAACAACAAAUACAACAGCAGCAACAACAACAACGCCAACAACAAAAUCUGUUCAGCCAGUGCCAGAUGAAUUGUGUUCGUUGCUCGAACGACAGGGCUUCCCACUCGUGUCCGGAUGCAAUAAAUCAGGUCGUCUUGGAAUAUGGAAUUAAAAGUAUUCUCUCUAAGAAUUCUGGAAUGGGCAUCUAAAGACUUUUGAAUGUGAAAAUUUCUUGUUUUUGUGAAUAAAUUAUGUUAUUUGAGAAGGC
Messenger RNA from Mya arenaria, 1218 nucleotides. RefSeq lists its product as uncharacterized. The record is from RefSeq and is a predicted model, not a curated record. The transcript is spliced from 3 exons. Lineage: Eukaryota; Metazoa; Mollusca; Bivalvia; Myida; Myidae. The coding region runs from base 310 to 1122 and encodes 270 amino acids.